This is a messenger RNA of Amphibalanus amphitrite, 662 nucleotides long. RefSeq names its product U6 snRNA-associated Sm-like protein LSm3. Gene Ontology annotation, molecular function: RNA binding. The coding region runs from base 108 to 413 and encodes 101 amino acids. The record is from RefSeq and is a predicted model, not a curated record. Lineage: Eukaryota; Metazoa; Arthropoda; Thecostraca; Balanomorpha; Balanidae. Gene Ontology annotation, biological process: P-body assembly; mRNA splicing, via spliceosome. The transcript has 4 exons. Gene Ontology annotation, cellular component: U6 snRNP; P-body; U4/U6 x U5 tri-snRNP complex.
GUGGUAUUUCGUUGUACGAGGCGAGAUUAUUGUACGAUAUACGGCCUUGCUUGCUUGCUUAUUGUAUCUGAUUGUUUACUUCCAAAGAAGCUUCUCAUACUGCAAUAAUGGCUGACGAGGAACAGGCACCAACUGUGACUGUCGAAGAGCCACUGGAUCUCAUUAAACUCAGCUUGGAUGAGCGGAUCAAGGUGAAGAUGCGCAACGAGCGAGAACUCAAGGGCCGUCUGCAUGGCUACGACCAGCACCUGAACAUGAUACUCGGAGACGUCGAGGAGACGGUCACCACCGUUGACAUCGACGAGGAGACCUACGAGGAGGUGCACAAGACCACCAAGCGCACCAUCCCCAUGCUGUUCGUGCGCGGCGACGGCGUCAUUCUCGUGUCGCCGCCGAUGCGCGCCGGCAUGUAGCGGCCGCGCGCGUGCUGACAUCUAGCGGGGAGCGGUGCGAAGCUUGGCCCACCGGACAGCAAGGGGCGGGGCGGUCUAAGCGAGACAUGUCUCAGUCUAUAUUGUUUUCAUUGUCAUUGGAAGAGCAUCAUGCACUUGUUUAUCAUAUGCCUUCAUUUCUUUGUGGCUGUUUGGAUUCGCGUUUUGAUUCGCUGGGCAUCGAGGGUUAAAAUGGAGCGAGCUCGACGAAUAAAGUAAGAAUUGCCUGCA